AUGGCGAAGAAGUUGGAAAUCGUUGCACUUUUUCUCACACUGUCUUGCUUGUUAUCUUUGGCCUAUGCCGACGGUGACAAUAAUAGUGGCGGGGGCGAUGAUAAAACGAGCAUCAUCGUUGAGGGAAACGUGUAUUGUGACCCAUGCCGUGUUCAGUUCCAAACCAGAGUCAGCAAACCGAUAGAAGGGGCCAAAGUAAAAUUGGAGUGCAGGAGUCGGGAAAAUGAAACCGUCGUCUACACACUCGAAGGAGAGACCAAUGACCAGGGCAGGUAUGGCCUUCCUGUGCAUAAAGACUUCCAGGAGCAGAUUUGUGAGGUGACAGCAAUUGACAGCCCCGAUGAGGAUUGCAAAGAAAGAUUCGAUGAUAUUGAAAGAGCUAGAGUUUUGAUCACAUCAAAGAAUGGCAUUGAAAGCAAGGCUCGUUAUGCCAACCCCCUUGGGUUCAUGAAGAAAGAACCUAGUGACGAGUGCAAGGAAGUUAUUGAGGAAUUGUUUCCGGAAGACAUGCCAGAAGAAUUUAAGAAGAAAUUCGAGAAUAAGAAUUGA
Molecule: messenger RNA, 549 nt
Organism: Argentina anserina (silverweed cinquefoil)
Lineage: Eukaryota; Viridiplantae; Streptophyta; Magnoliopsida; Rosales; Rosaceae
Product: anther-specific protein LAT52-like
Exons: 2
Coding region: 1-549 (182 amino acids)
Source: RefSeq, a predicted model, not a curated record